Molecule: messenger RNA, 408 nt
Organism: Plasmodium malariae
Lineage: Eukaryota; Apicomplexa; Aconoidasida; Haemosporida; Plasmodiidae
Product: conserved Plasmodium protein, unknown function
Exons: 1
Coding region: 1-408 (135 amino acids)
Source: RefSeq, a predicted model, not a curated record
AUGAGAGGGCACUUUUCAUUUUUGGAUGUUUCAACUAAUAUAUAUACAUUAGAAAGAUACAAAAAAUUAAUUAUAAAAAUUGCUUUUUUACUAAGCACAAUAACAUUUUUUUUAUCCAUAUUAUCAAUUGUACUCGUUAAAAUAUGUUCACAAGAUCAAAGUGCAACUUAUGCUGAUUUAGAUAUUGAUAUAGAAGGGGAUACAAAGCCAAAAACUUAUUUAUAUAUAAUAAAAAAAGAAUCUUCUGUCUUUUCUUCUACCAAGGGAAAGAAAAAUGACAACGAUAGGCCUGACUCUCCACAUUCUGCAGGAGAAAUGAGGGACGAAAUGAAAGAAGAAAGAAAGGACGAAGAGAACAAUGAAGAAGUAGAAGACAAAUCUAUCAAUGCAAAGGAGGAAGUACUAUAA